Messenger RNA from Mya arenaria, 1491 nucleotides. RefSeq lists its product as uncharacterized. Gene Ontology annotation, molecular function: protein binding. The record is from RefSeq and is a predicted model, not a curated record. NCBI's taxonomy places the organism in Eukaryota, Metazoa, Mollusca, Bivalvia, Myida, Myidae. The transcript is spliced from 9 exons. Bases 98 to 1264 code for a protein of 388 amino acids.
UAAUGUAUUGUGAUAGUUCCUUCUCCCGGUUUAUACUUCGUUCCUGUGAAAAUGUACGAAAUGUACGCUGCUUUUUUCCUGUUUCUCUCGGGCAAGAAUGGAACUCGGUCUAGAGUUUGAUGACAGCGAUUUUGCAGAGAAAAUGAAAGAAAAACCUGAGCUUAAAUCUUACAAUGCAAACAUAUGUUAUCAACAGUGGUUUCUCAGUGAAAAAGCAGAGCAAGGUAAAAACGACCUCGCCACAUUGAACAAAUUCAGGGCUGACUUUUACUACAUGAAUGGGAAGUUUGAGGAAGCAGUGGCAUGUUACAUAGCUUCUCUUGAAAAUUUAAGCAGCCAGAACAAGUCAAUGAGGCGAGAGGUACAGGAGUCUUUAAUCAGGUGCUACCUCCAGACAGGACAACUACGGCAGGCAGAGGAGGGGCUAGAACAACUGUUGCCUGACUGUGUUACUGAUGACCACUACUGCCAAGCCCUCAUUUUGAAAAAAAAGAUAUACAAGGAAUCUGGGAAUAUUGAAGCUGAAGCACAGUCCAUUCAUCAUCUACUAUUUCACCAUCCAAACAAUUCCAACUUCUGGGCCGAUCUCGGUGACUUGUAUGGUAGACAGCUUGCCUUGAAUGACAAUAGGUCACAUACAACUAACUCUGAGCAAUCUAAGACCGAGGUGUGGAGGACUGGAGCUCAUUUGUGUCCUGAAUGUUCUAGUUAUGUUGAGAAAUCAACAGCAACUUGUGAUUGUACAGAUACUCCUGGUUCUGACAAUUCAAACAAACUGAGCUCCGGACAACAAGAACCUCGAGAUUCCUGUUGUGAGAAGGAUACUUGUAGAUGUACUGACCCUACUAAUAGUGCGGAUACGCCCAACAUUGAAGGGCUGAAUUUGCAUACCAAAAUUGAUCCAAAAGACUAUGAAAAAGUAAAUGAUGGCGAUGAAGAUGGAUUAUUUGUUGGCAUUUGCCCCAAAUUGGCAAUUCUCACAUGCUACAGUAGAGCAAGGUUAUUACUGCAGUGUGUACACAGCACUGUAGGGUCGUUUAUUAAAGACAGAAAUACAGCCUUUGUUAGACAGCUGGAAGAGAAAAUACAAAAUCUGCACCUCAAAGACAGUGUUGUUGAAGCUGCUGAGCAGUUUGUUCGAAAUGACCUGUUUGAAGAUGAUCGAUUAGAAGAAACAGAGAGCAAAGAACAGGCAUUUAGUGAUGGGGCUGUGACUGUUUUUGAAUUCAACCAAAGAUGGUUCUUGAGGGCAAAGAACUUGUAACAGCAUUCAAAUGUCGUGAUAUUUGACACUUUAUUUCUCCAUGAUAAUUAUACAUUGAUUCGUUUUGUUUUAUCUACCAGCAUUAUAUUGUUAUGAAGUUUUGAUAUUAUUUUCUGCUGUAUAUUCCAUUUUAAUUAAAUUGCUUGUUCAUUUUUUUUAAAUUUAUUUGCCCUAUGAACUAUAUGAACUACCGUAAGUUUAAAUUAUCAAUACAUUAUUAAAUAUGA